GUUGAGAAUUAACAAACGAACACAUGGAGACGUAAACAAAGCCACAUAUUGCACGCACGAAAGUUCACACAGGAUACGUAUUAUAAUAACGAAACUUUGAGUAAUUGGAUUAAAACGUCAACCUCGUGACCUGGCAGGCCUCGGAAACGUGUUAUUGCGCACCGACAAAACUACUUAAUAAAGCAUAAAGCGGCUGUUGAUUCAUUACGGCACAGCAACCGCCUGAGGCAAGCCUCAACCUUCUCAGUUCCGCCAGACGGCCAGCAGACAGACAGCAAAAAAAAAAAAACUUAUUCUUCUCCACCAAAGCCGCCAUACCAGCUGGGUCCCGAGGAGAGCCGCGACCCCCUCACAGCCGCAGCAAGGCCCUGAAGCGUGGCACCGUAGCUCCAACACCCGGAGGAGCACCACCACAGUUUCUUACAUCUUCCAGAGAACUCAACUCACUCCUAAAAACUAAGAUGAACCUGCAGCAUAAUAACUUCCUCGACGGCGCUCCCGCCACACAGCUGUAUGAUGCGAAUUACCAUCAACGUAGCACGCUACAACCCCAACUGGACCACGCCUACGUAUAUGUUCCCUUCGGAAGUACCACGGGGGAGAACAGUUACACCUCCAGUUGGGCUACCCCGCAGCCCCACCUGUCCCAACUGGACCAUCCCUACGUACAUGUACAUAACUCCAGUAACCCCUCCGGAGGUGCCGGAGCCCUGGACCCUUACACCUCCCAUCUCCACUCGCCUCAGAACCUCCUGGACGAGGCGCAGCAGACUGGGUUCACUGAGGCUCCACAGCCCACUCUUAACACCCAGGAGAAUCUGGACGCCGUGAAUAACUGGAGCAUUGACGAUAUCCGGGAAAUGGCAUUGUAUUUCUAUGAGAAUCCAGAAGCCCUGGCGAUUUUUGACCUUCAAGACCAGUACGACCCCAACAACGAUAGCGACGACGACGAAGAAGAGGUGGGUGUGUAUGGAGGGGUAAACCUCGAGCAUGACCCUCGAGAUGCUGACCCUGCAGGCACAAGCCACGCACCUUCGCCUUCUGAGGGCGCUGGUCCUCGUGGGCGCAGGUUGAAGAUGUACGAAUGGCCGUCUCAGUCAGACCCGAAAAUGGAAAAGCGGCGGAAGCAUGCUGAGCGACAGCAUCUGCAGCGCCAGAAAAAGAAGCAAAGUUUUAUACAGCUUGAGAAUGACCUUCAGAAACAGAGAAGCGUCGUGGAAAACCUGCGAAGGGAGGCGAGUUGGUUACAACAGGUCAUGAAAAGCUUGAAACAAUAAGCGGCUUGGCAUGACUGCUUCAACUUGCCCCUGAAGAUCCUCUUACCUCGAUUACGUAAUAGUCAAAAACUCCUUCCAUCCUCAAGUCGCUGUGCUGAUACUUAGGCCAUUGUUUUUUGUGAGAGAAUGUGUGAAGCUGUGAAAUUGUAUUGUCUUUGUCAUUGAUUAUCAACACGUCUGAAUGAAUGUUGUGUUUCAGUUUUGAAUCCAUAACUGGCCGUCCAUAUCCUUAGGCCAUUGCUUUUGUGAGGGAAUGUGCGAAGCUGUGAAAUUGUAUAGGCUUUUGUCAUUAUUUAUCAAAACGUCUAGUGAAUGAAUAUUGUGUUUUAGUUUGUCACUGUUUUUCUCUGUUUAUCAACACAUCUGGUGAAUGAAUGUUAUGUUUGGUCUUUACCCAGAGGCAAUGGUUCUGUGAGAGUAUGUGUGAAGCUGUAUAAUUGUAAAGUCUUUGUCAUUGUUUAUGAACACGUCUGGUGAAUGAAUGUUGUGUUUCGGCUCCCUGGCAGUUUUUUUCUUACCGCAACCUUUUCCUGCGGACGGGCUUUGUGUCCGGAGGUUAGUCAAGAACCCGAAUUAUCGACGCUGUGCCUGCCGUUUCUUGUGGUUUGAAAUAACUUACACUGAUUCAUCCCGUGUGAUAAAAAACAGUUUAGGUGAAAGUUAUA
Eriocheir sinensis (Chinese mitten crab) is the source of this 1942-nucleotide messenger RNA. RefSeq lists its product as uncharacterized. The transcript has a single exon. The coding region runs from base 462 to 1277 and encodes 271 amino acids. Lineage: Eukaryota; Metazoa; Arthropoda; Malacostraca; Decapoda; Varunidae. The record is from RefSeq and is a predicted model, not a curated record.